GUUGUGUUAAUACGCCGUCUACCUCCGUUGUUGAUUACAGUUGUGAAUGCUACAAGUAGAAGUGUUCAGCUCAAGGAGCAUGUUACAUAAUGGAGUGACAGGUUGAUCGUCGACAGUGUUAGGUAAUCUGAACUUCAAGCACUGGAAACCAAUAUUUCAGCCGGACGGAAAUUGGUCUUCGGUUUAGUGAUUGUCGACUAUGUUGACAAGCAAAUACAAGAGGGUGUUGACUGCAAUAUAUACGAGAUCGUGUUUAUAACCAGGUGCACGUGAAUAUACAGAGUACUUACGCCGGUCGGAGAAAAUAUAUUUUUACAGAAGAGGCUGAUUUUGAGGGUGUUUUGAGGAUGUUUGAGGAUGAAGCCCAUGAUGUUCAGUGUUGUGGGAUGAAGUGUAACGUCACACAGACAUAUUCUAACUAAUGUUAUAUUGAUCUGACGUUGUUCUUCCUCCUGGUGCUAUCGAAUAGUGAUGACAACUUCUCAGCAGUCGUGGGUCGUGCACGUCAAAGACGUGCGACCACGUCGUCGGACAAAGGUCAACACACCUGUUAUUAAUACCUACUCAGCACAGAUCCACAGAUGUGCAGAACUUUACUCUAAGCUAAUCACAGACCACCCCCAGCGCAGCUACCCGCUCUCAUCUGUCCCUUGUUCCCGGUCACGUGAUCAUUACCUUCAUUACGUUGACCUCAAGCCCUCGGGUGCAAGGUCAGCCCCGCCGUGGUGUCGACGUUAUUGGGAACCUUCCAGAGCGGACAGCGUUAUUACUAGAGGAGAAAGCGUUGGUGUCAGCAGGGAUGGGGUUAAUUCCGGCAUGGAUGGGGUUAAUACCAGAGUGGAUGGGGCAAAUUCCAGAGGGGACAUCCCCUCAAAAAUAGCGGGGAACGUUAAUACCAGAGGAGAAUGGGUUAUUAGAAGUGGCGAAAGCGUGAAUAACAGAGGACAAAGAUUACACACCCGAGCGGGGAGGGUUGCUGCCGGAGCAGAGAGGACUAAUACCACGCUGCACAGAUCUAACGUCAUUGGUGUGGUUAGCGACACCACGGGGACGUCAAGCGAGCUGACCCCACGGGAGAACAAUGACAGGGUAGGGCCUAUGUGGCUCGCUGAGCAUCUCAGGUCGCGUGACUGUGGGGCACCUGUUAAUAUGACGUUACCCCACGUUCAAGAGAACACCAGAACAUUACCACCAGGUGUUCAUGCGAGGGUAUUACCCAGAAACCCCUCGGUCAGAGAGAAGAUCAGAGGACGGGCGCGGCUCGAUUACGAGAUGGCCAAUAUUAAAGCCGAAGCAUUCUGUGAACAACAGAGGGAGAAAUAUUUCAGGACAGCUUCGGCCAAUCUUCGGAAUCGCGACGUCAGAUUUCAGGAGGAGGAGCUGCGCGAACAGAUACGCAGAGAGCAGGGAGAUGGAGAGGAUGACAUCAUCAGUAUUGUGACUUCUCCACUUGAUCAGGAGGAACUGUAUUCCCGUAUUCAGAGCUGGAUUGAAGACGUUCAGGGGGCGCUGAAGCAUUCCACCUGAACUUUUAAUAAGUCACGUUGCUGGCAAUGCUUAUUGUAAUAACAUAGUCAAGCAAAAUAUACACUUAACUAUGGAAGGUCUUAUACCAAAAUUGAUUGAUCUUGUUGCUACUGUAGCGCCUCAGGCAACACAAGGCAUAGUGGCGUACAGUGAAUGGGUGUUUUCAUUCUCGCAGUGCAACUGUAUGUGAAGUAGGGCGAACUGUUUACAGAGUCCGACAGACACUACCAGGGGAAGGCGUCGAUGUCUGGCUGACACUUGGGCAGCAGAUGGCUGGAUCAGUGGUCGUUCGUCCCUCCAUGACUCAGGCUUACCUUCUGCCUGUCUGUCCGCGCUCUUCCCGCUGUCUGCCGGCGCUCCUCCUGCUUGUUUAUCAUGACGUCUUUCAAAGAAGAUGAACAAAUUAAAACCCAGCUAAAGUCGGCAACUCUCAUGGACAUAAGCUGCUUAGCUGGUCAUAUUUUCACGAGUUUGACAUAUGUACAAGUGUACACGACAAAUAGUGUUACACUACCCUGCCUGCCACACAGCAUUUAGUGGAUAAAACAAAAAACGGUUUCUCGAAACAGAGGAAGACGAUUAUGUUUGAGAGGAAUAUCGGCGCAGAUUUGUGUCUCCAUGUCGGUUAAUUUUAUCAUUCUCGUUAAGGUCAAUCACCAUUAUAAGUGACAGACAUAACAAAACAGUGAAACUCCGAUUACUCAGAAACCGCAGUGAAAGAAUUUCCGUAAUGGCCAAAUUUUCGUUACAAUUAUAUACAUGUGCAACUAUGUAUAAAUGCAACAAAAAUGUUAAAAAAAUGAAUUAAAUUUUUCGUUAUAGUA
Messenger RNA from Haliotis rubra (blacklip abalone), 2351 nucleotides. RefSeq lists its product as uncharacterized. NCBI's taxonomy places the organism in Eukaryota, Metazoa, Mollusca, Gastropoda, Lepetellida, Haliotidae. The record is from RefSeq and is a predicted model, not a curated record. The coding region runs from base 472 to 1527 and encodes 351 amino acids. The transcript has 2 exons.